This is a messenger RNA of Amoebophrya sp. A120, 1116 nucleotides long. NCBI's taxonomy places the organism in Eukaryota, Dinophyceae, Syndiniales, Amoebophryaceae. The record is from the annotation of a GenBank genome assembly.
AUGCGGCGCCAAGAGAGGACUCCGCGGAGGAAGCGGCUGCGCGACCAGAAAGAACUCCUCGUCGCCGGUCCAAAAAUCGAGGCAGUACCUCUAGCACCUCUUCAUUCCUGCGCGGAGGUGGACAACGCAGGAAAGAACCCACGAAAAAGUCGAAGGAUAGUGUUGACAGCACAAACAGCGAUGCGGAAACAGAAAAGCUACCAAAGAAGCGCAAAAAGAAAAGUAGUUUUCUCGCCGGUUCAACAUCUUCACAAGAGGAAGAAGACUUGCACGAAAACCAUGGCUAUGCAUUUCAAAUAUGUCUGGGUCUGGAAACUUGUGAUGCUAAUUUAUGAAUUGUGGGGACACUGCAAUAGGCAGCCACGCAUGACAAGUUUCUGGGCUCCUAUGUGUUCCGCUUUCCGCAUGACAAACUACAUUUUUGCAUGACAGGCAAGAGGGUCUUUUCCUGCUCACGCAUUCUUUGUGUUGGUUGCUUGUUCUGUUUGUUCUUCCCAAUCUGUAAUGCGCCCCGUCUUCUCUGCAAUAAAUUCUAAUCAUCGGUCCGUGUCGGUUUUGAUUCUGUCAUUCCUGUACCUCAUUCUUUGGUAUUCCUCUUUCGGUUCUUUCUUUCCCUGCUCUGCAUUCAUGAGAGAGCUCGAGUUUUCGAUUUUGACAUCGGUUUUCUAUUUUUCGAACUUCUAUUUACCUUGCAUUGUAUCGUCCUCGAUUUCUCGUAGCUGCAUUACAAAUAUUUUCUAGCUCAUUCUCAUCGAUCUCGACGUCAGUCUCGGUUUUUUGUUUUAUUUUUAGCAUUUCAAAUGAUCCAUAAAGUUAAAGCUAUAACAUCGAUCUCGACGCCAUCGGUUUUUUGUUUGUUCCAGCAUUACAAAUGAUCAUUAGCUCGCAUUUUUCGAUCUCGACGUUCUUUGCUCGACAUUAUUGCUUAACUAUAGGAUUUGCUAGACCUACCAUAUCGAUCAUGCUCGAUUUCAAUCUCGAUCUCGAUCCUUGUAUGUCGAUAUCGAUCUCGUCUUUCGUGCCCCGAGUGAGUUUCACCUUGCCUUUUCCCUCCUAUUCCCAUUUUCCUUUCUUUAAGCACGUUGUUUUCGUGGUUUUAUGGUCGGUGAACCGGUA